Molecule: messenger RNA, 1191 nt
Organism: Trichoderma atroviride IMI 206040
Lineage: Eukaryota; Fungi; Ascomycota; Sordariomycetes; Hypocreales; Hypocreaceae
Biological process (GO): regulation of transcription by RNA polymerase II
Molecular function (GO): DNA-binding transcription activator activity, RNA polymerase II-specific; zinc ion binding
Source: RefSeq, a predicted model, not a curated record
AUGGGUGGAGGUUCCCGAACAUUUCACCACAAGUCGAGGAAUGGCUGCAGCCGUUGCAAGAAGCGACGCGUCAGGUGUAAUUUACAAGCGCCAAGCUGUGCCAACUGCACUAGGAGAGGUGAAGUUUGCGACUACCGGUUUCUCGGCAUAGGCCCGCAGGACCAUGUAUUUGCGCCCAAUAGUCAUACUUCAUAUAUGAGGAGGCGCCGACACUCAACUGUCUCCUCAAGGACGCCACCGCCGGCUGGGUCUGUGCUGCCGUCCACAUCUCUAGCUCCAACGACACAGUCAAGCGCGGGUGCUGAGUCUAUAAAACCGGCAUCUCCUUUUGGAGUUCAUAGCCUGGCGUUGAGCUCCAUGCGAGAAGACGAAAAGGACCUUAUUCAGAGUCAGCUCGCUGAUCAAGCAGAUCCCAGCGAGUACGUUGAACAUAAUAUGGCAGCAAUUUCCACACUCCACGACAAAUCCACCGACUUAUUACUUCCCGAUGAUGGUGGUAACAACCUAGACCUCGCUGCGUAUCAGCACCACAGUACAGCAUCCAGCAAAUUUCGACAGUCAGUAGGCGCCAUCAACGAUCGCAACUGGUUCAAGGUCCUCCUCUUCGCCAUCUCCGUCCUCAUCUUCCACUUUGACAUCCACAGAAGAGCAAAGCGUGGACUCUCAGAUGAUGAAUUCAUGGAGCCCAUCUUGGCACUACGAGGAGCUGCACUUCUAGGUAUGGAGCUUGGUCCAUGGCUGAUGAAGAGUAGACUACUCGCUGCUAUUAAACGGCGUGUCGAGGGUGAAAAACCACCUUGGGAUGAUCUCGCAGAACAAGCCAUCUCGAAUCUACAAUUAGCAAACGAGACAUUGUCGCCGCUUCAAACGCGUGCAAUCUACCGAGAUACCCUAAACAAGCUACAGUUUUGGUUGCGACUUUCAUCGUGCAAACCGCGAACUUGGCUGCACUUUGUCUGGUGGCCGGGGGCUGUCGACCAGGAAUAUCUGGACCUUCUGGCGCGGAAAGACCAAAUGGCGAUGGUCAUUCUCGUCCACUGGUGCGCGGUGAUGAAAUCUUCGCCGAAAAAGUGGUUUAUGGAAGGAUGGGCUGAAAAUGUUUCUCGGCCCGUGAUUCCACAGAUUGGACCAGAGUGGGAUGGUGUUAUGGAGUGGCCACUAUCGAGAAUAAGAGCGGCUGCUGGCAAGUGA